Messenger RNA from Microsporum canis CBS 113480, 2973 nucleotides. RefSeq names its product phosphatidylinositol-4-phosphate 5-kinase its3. The coding region runs from base 1 to 2973 and encodes 990 amino acids. NCBI's taxonomy places the organism in Eukaryota, Fungi, Ascomycota, Eurotiomycetes, Onygenales, Arthrodermataceae. The record is from RefSeq and is a predicted model, not a curated record. The transcript is spliced from 3 exons. Gene Ontology annotation, biological process: phosphatidylinositol metabolic process. Gene Ontology annotation, molecular function: phosphatidylinositol kinase activity.
AUGCCGGCUCUCUCUUCGCCGGAUACAUCAACAUCAGCCCGCCAGCAUACUCAUCACCACCAGCCCGCUGCCGGAUCGAAGACGGCCGCUGCCGCCACGGCCACUUCGCCCGCUCUGUUUGGCCACUCGACGUCCAAGGCAUCUCACGAUAAUAACAAAGCUGCUGCUCAUAUCCUGUGGAAUCAUGACUUGAAAAUCGGAGAUACCGGAGAUGGAGUCACCGCUUCAGCGAAUUUCUUUGUUGACGGUCGCUCGAAAGGCCCAAAUUCGAAGGCUGGCGCCACGGUAUCUGUCUCUCCAUCGCGAGAGCGGACGGAGAGCACUGACUCUUCGCUAAGGAACGGGCGUGUCGUCUCCUCCAACCCAAUGGCGGACGAGGCUAGGACAAACGGCAUCCACGAAGCAAACGUCGAUGAACAUCAUGAACGACGCUGGACAAACGGGACAGGCCAGAGUCAACAACAGACUACGAGUGCAGAGGCUUGCAGGAUUCAACAGCAGACGGUCAAUGGGCUGCCAUAUAGACCUAGCUCGAAGGCCACCACGAACUACUCUCACCCUUAUACCGGAUACCCGCCUACUGCUGCUGAGCUCACACCACCGAGCUCCUCGUCUCAGAACGACGAUGUAGGGCCUGCUCCAACCAGGCCUCCUCCACCUAUCCCUACCUCCAUACCGACAACUCCUACUCCCAAAUCCACCAACCUCGACACUGCUGCUGCUCCUACGACAGGCCUUGAUACCGGCCUUGCGCCAGAGCUGCCCAACACCCAUCGACACUCCUCUCCACACCCUCAAGGGUCUACAACCGCACCCUCAGAUACCCCCACCUCUCCAUCCAGCCUGCAGAGCGCUCGUCUAGCUCACCGACACACCCUCCAAGUCCCACGUCACUCCUCCUCAAGAGCGAGCCGUGACACCUCCACCCCUAUCGCCGUCGACGACACCCUCCUGCCCAUUGACCGUGUCUCCUCUCCAACCUCUGUCUUGCGUCGCGGCUCUUUCACCAUCCCCCGUCUCACACCUAGAUCGAAUCAGUCGGAGCCUCACCUCGACGAAGCUCUGCAGGAUGAAGGUGCUGCCAGAUGGACAGAAGCCUUCAAGCAGCGCCGAGCCAGCAAGCGGAAACGUCGAGAAGAGGAAGACGAAGACCGCGUGAUCGUUGGGACAAAAGUCGACAUGCAUCAUGUGAAUUGGGUGACCGCAUACAACAUGCUGACGGGCAUCCGAUUCACCGUAUCAAGGACCAAUGCGAAGCUCGACCGGGAACUCACAGAUGCUGAUUUUGACGCCAAACAUAAGUUUUCUUUCGAUAUUACCGGAAACGAAUUGACUCCGUCAGCAAAAUACGACUUUAAAUUCAAAGACUAUGCUCCCUGGGUAUUUAGACGACUGCGCGCCAAAUUCCAGCUUGAUCCGGCAGACUACCUCAUGUCCCUGACCAGCAAAUACAUCCUCUCUGAAUUAGGCUCGCCAGGUAAAAGUGGAAGCUUUUUCUACUUCUCUCGUGACUACAAAUACAUCAUCAAGACCAUCCACCAUGCCGAACAUAAACUCCUCCGCAGGAUACUGCGUGAAUAUUAUGCACACAUCGAGAAUAACCCCAAUACCCUUAUCUCCCAGUUCUAUGGCCUCCAUCGCGUUAAGAUGGCCUAUGGCCGGAAGAUACACUUUGUUGUCAUGAACAACCUGUUUCCCCCACAUCGAGACAUUCAUCAAAUGUAUGACCUGAAGGGUUCUACGGUCGGUCGAGACUUCAAGGAAGAAGACCUCGAAGCCAACCCACGAGCAACGCUAAAGGAUCUGAACUGGCUAAGGAGGAACCGCCAUCUAAACUGCGGCAAAGCUAAACGGGAAGUUUUCCUCGCCCAGCUCCGCCGAGACGUUACCCUUCUUCAAAAACUCAAGAUCAUGGAUUAUUCCCUCCUGAUCGGAAUCCAUGACGUGGAAAAGGGGAAUGAAGAGAAACUUCGUGACCGGACGCUCCAGAUUUUCCAGCCUGGGGGUGAUCUGGCGGACGAACAGCAACCAAACUUACUCAUGCGGACACCGUCCAGAUUGGAAAAUGCACGCAAGGCUAGAGAGCUUAGAGAGAUGAUCAAACGUGAGAAACCGGUUCCCAUGGAGCAUACAACUGCCAAAAUGCCAGAUGAGGUACUGGAUGAACGGAAGAAUCUGGUGUUUUAUUCAGACGACGGUGGUUUAAGGGCAACCCACGAGAACGGCGAUCCGGGUGACGAGAUAUAUUAUCUCGGUGUCAUCGACUGUUUGACACACUACGGCAUGGUAAAGAAAGCAGAACAUUUCUGGAAGGGGCUUUCUCACAACAGUUCGCAAAUCUCGCCCAUACCGCCAGAAGCAUACGGCGAACGCUUCCUCGAAUUUAUUACAAGUAUUACCAAAUCCAAGGAAGAAGUAGAACGCGAGAAGCAGAAUGCCGAAGCUACCCCGGCCCAAACGGAGGAGCCUACGCCUUCUGAAAAGAAAUCGACUGAUGCCCAGAAGCCGGCGUCUGGACACCCAGAAGCAUCCCGAACGUUGAAGACAGUCAAUGCUCCGGCGGACUUUAGUGGAGGCGGCACUGCAACGUUGCCUGUUGUUGAGGAAGCGGGUGAGAAUUGCAGCACGGGAGGCAAGAGUGGGCGAAGCAAUGCGAGCAGAGGAGGAGACGACGCCCCUGCAGAUGAAGAACAGUGGAUGAGUAUAGAAACUAGACGAUAUAGUUUCCGCACCGCAAGGUCGCCAGCCGGCCCCCCGCCGGUAUCUGCGCCACCGCCGCCCCCACCACCGAAGAUAAAUGGCGAUGGCAUUGGUCCGAAUAAGCAGAUGAACUAUUUGACCGACAGCAAUGGGACCAACAAUGCGGUGAGGAAUGGCAUUGAAAGAGAUAAGAAAUUACCCCCUACACCCGGUCCGACCAACGAUAGACCCCCUAUGCCUCAACGGCCACCACCUCCCACUCCACCAGCAUAG